AUGAGUUUCAGUGCUUUGACAAAACCGCAGAUGAGGGAUGUUCUGGCCAGGUGUCUGUGGAUUCAUAUUGUUGGAGCAUUCAUUGUCUCCCUGCGGGUUGCAGCUCUCUAUAAGUCUGGUGUGGUUAAACCAAGAAAGAAGGCGUAUGUAGGUUUCUACAGAAAUUAUGACUCCAUGAAAGAUUUGGAAGAAAUGAGGAAGGCUGCUGUCUUUCAGAGUGCAAAGUGA
Fukomys damarensis (Damara mole-rat) is the source of this 228-nucleotide messenger RNA. RefSeq names its product cytochrome c oxidase subunit 6C-like. The record is from RefSeq and is a predicted model, not a curated record. The coding region runs from base 1 to 228 and encodes 75 amino acids. NCBI's taxonomy places the organism in Eukaryota, Metazoa, Chordata, Mammalia, Rodentia, Bathyergidae. The transcript has a single exon.